Messenger RNA from Clupea harengus (Atlantic herring), 978 nucleotides. RefSeq lists its product as uncharacterized. The record is from RefSeq and is a predicted model, not a curated record. Bases 1 to 978 code for a protein of 325 amino acids. Lineage: Eukaryota; Metazoa; Chordata; Actinopteri; Clupeiformes; Clupeidae. The transcript is spliced from 3 exons.
AUGUCAGUAACAGGAAGUGAUUCAUUGAGGGUGACUGAGGUGGCUCUGGUGCCUGUCUCUGGAUCUGGGGCUGUAAAUGGAACCAUGGAGGUAUUAGGAGGUGAGGACUUCCUGGUAACGGUAGAUGAACUGCCAGUGGGAAACUUCAUCAUCCAUCUGAGGGGGGAAACCAGUGGGGCCUCCCGGUCCUCCCCCAUCCUCUUCCUUAGGCAGUCCUCUACACAGCUCAGGGCCUCCAGGGUGGCUGUGACGGCCUCAGUAAACGGCACUUUGGAACCUGGAGCAACCAUUACUGUGCCCUUCACAGUGGAAACCAACACCACAGCAGGUAGCUAUACCAUCCGAGUGAGGAACGACCGCGGCUUCAGCGUGUCCUUCCCCAGCAGUGUGACUCUGGAGGCUGAAGGCCGUGCUGAGGGCACAGUGACUCUCACAGCUCCGUCAGACACCCCUUCAGGCACCGACGUCACGCUGACCAUCGAGGCAGAAGCUCCUGGAGCCACCGACUCCAACUAUGUUGUCAUUAGCUUUGCUGUUGCCACUAAGGUGACUGACUUCACCCGUCCUGUGUGCCAAGUGGACCUCACUGCCAACUGUCCACAAGACUGCAGCCAGGCUACUUGGCAGCUCUCUGCCAACCUGACUGAUGGCAAUGGGACAGGCAUUGUUCUUGUAACACUCCAGCAGGGCAAUGGCACCCUCAGCACCAGCUCUUCUGGUACAGGCAUCUCUUUUGCGUCCUACAGCGCCUCCUGCUGUUCUGAGGUGGUGGAACUGGUCAUGGUUGACGACGUGGGCAAUGCUGGUGUCUGCUCUGCUUCAAUUAGAGGCCUCUCCUCUGCCACCACCCCUCAGACUCCCACAGCCAACGCCACAGUGACGCAGAUAGCCACCACCUCCAGUGCAGUGCACUGCCUUAACCUCUCCAUCUGGCUGUGGCCCAUAGUUAUGCUCCCACUGCUUUAUCUCAAGGUCUAG